Molecule: messenger RNA, 1488 nt
Organism: Mercenaria mercenaria
Lineage: Eukaryota; Metazoa; Mollusca; Bivalvia; Venerida; Veneridae
Product: ABC-type oligopeptide transporter ABCB9-like
Exons: 8
Coding region: 1-1488 (495 amino acids)
Biological process (GO): transmembrane transport
Cellular component (GO): membrane
Molecular function (GO): ABC-type oligopeptide transporter activity; ATP binding; ATP hydrolysis activity
Source: RefSeq, a predicted model, not a curated record
AUGAGAUGUAAAGGUGUUAAAACAGUAUAUGAUUGUGUAAAUGGAAUUCAACUGUUCAUUAAAUUUGAUUCUUUAACAGGUGUAAUUACUUCAAGACUCACUACAGACACUGCAACCAUGAGCACAGCUUUACAGAGCAACGUCAUUAACUUCCUUCGUCACUUAGUUAAACUGGUUACCGUUGUUUUCUUCAUGGUUCGGUUAUCAUGGCGAUUAUCGGUUGUGAUAUUUGCUUGUCUCCCAAUUACAGUCAUCGUCUCUACAAUUUAUGGAAAGUUUUACAUGCAUAUUUCAUACCAAGUACAAACUAGUCUGGCUGAUGCUAACAACGUCGCGGCAGAAGUUUUUUCAACUAUGCGAACAGUCCGAAGUUUUGCAAAUGAGGACGGCGAAAUAGAGAGAUAUGCAAAGCAGCUAGGUACAUCUUACAAAAUGUACAAGAAACAAGCAUUCGCUUACGCAUCAUAUAAUGCAUUUAAUAUACUCAUUGAUCUUGUGAUGAGAGUAGCAACUCUGGUUUAUGGGCGUUACAAUAUGGAGGAAGACGAACUAACGGGAGGAAUUUUUCUAGCAUUUGUUCUGUACCAACUUCAGUUGGGAAAGUCCUUAAACCGGCUUACUGAAGGCUACAGGUGCUUGCAUUCAAAUAGUUACAUCGAGCGCAAACCCAAGAUGAAGCAAAACGAAAGUCUACAGAGAGAACAUCUGGCUGGCACAAUAGAAUUUGACAAUGUGUCAUUUUCAUAUCCAUCUAGGCCUAAUGAACACGUUCUUAAUGGAAUCAGUUUUAAAGUGGAAUCUGGAGAGAUUGUGGCUUUAGUGGGUCCAAAUGGUUGCGGAAAGACAUCAUGUGUAAAUUUGCUGGAAUGUUUUUAUAAACCUUCAGGCGGGCGUGUUCUUCUGGACGGGUCACCUGUACAUUUGUAUGAACAUCAUUUUCUACACAAACAGGUAUCAUUGGUUGAACAAGAACCCAUACUAUAUGCCAGAUCAAUCGGAGAGAAUAUACGGUAUGGCCUAACAGACAACGAAUGUUCAACCGACAAAAUAAGAGAAAUCUCGAAAUUGACCAACUGUGACAGUUUCAUAUCACGUUUACACGACGGGUAUGAAACUUUGACUGGAGAGAAAGGAUUACAGUUAUCUGGGGGUCAGAAACAACGAGUGGCGAUUGCUAGAUCACUUGUACGGAAUCCAAAAGUGCUGAUUUUAGACGAAGCCACAAGUGCUCUGGAUGCUGAAUCUGAACAAGCCAUUCAAGAGUUAAUAUACAACAAGAACGUUUUUCGAACAGUUGUUAUUAUAGCACAUAAACUAGGCACUGUUGAGAAAGCGGACAGAAUUCUAGUUAUAGAUAAAUGCCGUGUGGUUGAAGAAGGGACGCACAAAGACUUAAUGAUACGGGCUGACGGAGUUAAUGCCGGACUUGUAAACUGUCAGUUUAACAAAAAGACAGAUGAAAAUGAAAUUGAUAUUACAAUAUUUUGA